Molecule: messenger RNA, 747 nt
Organism: Trichoderma gamsii
Lineage: Eukaryota; Fungi; Ascomycota; Sordariomycetes; Hypocreales; Hypocreaceae
Product: plant Basic Secretory protein
Exons: 1
Coding region: 1-747 (248 amino acids)
Source: RefSeq, a predicted model, not a curated record
AUGGUUCGACUGCCGGAGCCCACGCCCGUUCCUGCCAACGUCCAUAUAAACGGCACAAACAACCAUCCAGAGGAAGACCAGAAUGCCAGGGAAGAGAAAUUCUCGGUACCUGCUCUCCAGCUUCAAAUCCAGGAUCUCAAGCAUCCCGGGGCAACACGUUUCCUCAACGCUGUCAACGCAACCGACAGCUUAACCACCGGCACCGUGAAUCUCCUCAAGCUCCUCUACCACAAGCCCUCCGACCCAGAGACAACAGUCCCGCCGACCAGCUCCGUGACGCUCUUCCUCGAAAACUUCCCCGGCGUGGCCUACACCGUGGGCUCCGGUGCAGACAACAACGUAAAGGAGAUUCACUUCUCGCUGCCGUACAUUGCCCAAAUCAACCCUUCUCGCAUAGCCGAGGAGAUAAACGGCGUAAUCACCCACGAGCUUGUCCACUGCUUCCAGUACAACGGCCACGGCGCUGCGCCAGGCGGCCUCAUCGAGGGCAUCGCAGACUGGGUGCGCCUCCACUGCAAUUUGUCUCCUCCGCAUUGGAAGCAAGAGGUUACAGAGAACUGGGACGCCGGAUAUCAGCACACGGCGUAUUUCUUGGAAUUUCUGGAACAGCGCUUUGGUCGCGGGACUGUUCGCCGGAUUAAUGAGAAAUUGAGGGGAAGCAAGUAUCACGAGCGGGAUUUCUGGAUAGAGCUUUUUGGUCAAGAGGUUGAAGAAUUGUUUACAGAGUACACACAAUCACUGCAAUAG